GCGAGGGCGCUGUGAAAAGUUAUAAAAAAGCACUUUGUUUGUCGAGUGGGGUGGAGAGUGUUCGUGAAGUGAAAAAAUCUAAGUUACUUCCGCUAGAGUAGGGGUGCUUUGGAUUUACUGAUAUUACGAAAACAACAGCUGUGAAAAACAAACGCAACAAACAGCCCAUCGAAUAGAAAAGUUGUAUCUAUGCUCGCGGAGAAAAAAGUAUUUGAGGGCUGACGGGGAAAUCAAAAGUCACUGCUUUUUCCAAUGCUGCCCGACGCAAGUGAUGAAAUUGUAGAAAGUGUUACCGUGUUUAUUCUGUCAAUAACAACCAGCCAUUCGAUUUUCCCCCGAACACCCUUGCUGGCUCAGGCAGUUCACUUGCACACAAAGCCAACAGGAAACCAAGGCAAAAGUCAAACGAGUGCAUCAGGAGAAUUGCGUCGCAUUAUUACGUGCGGAGGUGAUUAGGGGAUUCGUGGCGUAGGAGGCAAAGAUAAAACUAGCGAUAAACGACCCGGAAAAUAGCGGAGCCACGCAUAAAAAUUUUGCAAUAUUUUCUCCUCCCGAUCGUGGCCAAAGGAAACUGACGGAAACCGUCGCCUUGGUCGACGUCGUUGGAUCUGGGCGGCGAGGAGAAAGUUUCUGCUGGUGCUGCCGUGAUGAGUAGUAAGCCAAACUGGGGCCAGCUGCCAACCCUUGUGUUAACAAAUGUUUUUCAACAUUUGAACCAUCGGGACCGAUUGAAUGCUUCGAGAGUUUGUUGGCAUUGGCGUUCCGUGCUCUUUCAACCCAGAUUCUUCAAGCGUAUCCAGUUUGAUGUUGCUAGAGAGCACAACAAGAAGGUUAGCUUCUAUUUGCAAAAGCUGGUCCAUAUCGUGAGUGAAGUGAAGAUUACUUUCGAUUCGAGCAACCUUUACGAUGUCGAGCUGACUGCAGAAAUUCUUUUCAAGCUAAGUAAAAGCUCACGCCUUCUUAGUUUAACGAUCUACCCGAAGAAUGCAACGUGGGUGACGCCGGGCAUCUCCAUGAGAAGGCAGCUGAGGGCAACUGCCUAUUCUGAGGAAGAAUGGAAUUACAUUCUUAAGCUAUUCGUUCAACCCGUAAAAGCUUUGCUAACUAGAACGAAUCCACCCCUUCGGGUGCUGGAUUUGGGAUGUUCGGAAAGUCUAGCAGUACACGCGUCGGAAUUUCUGACGUGCACCGCCAAACCACAACAUUUGGAACGACUAUGCUUUGCCACAGUGAAGCAGGAUCCAGGACACUAUCCGCUCGGGUUGAUCGAACCGAGUUUGUUCGAAAAGUGUACCAUGUUGCGUGUGUUGACCCUCGACUAUGAUGUCAUGUGCGACGACAUGCUGCAAACGUUGCAGCUGCUUCCGUUGCGCCAGCUGAUUGUGCACGUACACGGCAUCGACGAGGAUCACUGUGGGCUGUCCGAGGAAGCGUGGGCAAGUUUUCGAUCUAAAAAUCCAUCCACAGAACUGCACCUGACGCUGGUGUGCGCUUACGAAGCGGUCGAUAUACUGCACACCCACAUCUUACGUCCGUCGAUGCCGCUGACGCAUCUGAAGGUUUUGUUCUGUGAAAGAAUCAACUGCGAUGCGCUAGAAUAUCUAUCCCGCCACUACAAGGACACACUUCGAAGUAUGGUCUGGAUCGAUUCAAUGCGUAUCGAAGAAUAUCGUAACAUAAUGGAACUGGUGCUGCGCACAGAACAGGACCCGCUGGUGAUGAUGGCUUGGCGCUGCAAAAAACUGCAAGAAAUCAUUAUCCACGGUUACGUACUCGAUUCGCACAACCUUGUGGGCGUGUCUCGCUUACGCGGCCGGGAGCUUAAAUGUCUGGAAGUGUCGCGUAUCGAUCUGUCGAUUCCGUCUGUAAUGAUGGCCCCCUUCAUCGAGGAAAUCAGUGCUCAGCUUGGUAAGAGGUGGUCCCCGUUGGAUGCAAAAACGCUCCCGGCAGUGCUCGGAUUUUAUCCUGUAGCGGAAGAGCUGCGUGAUAGAUAUAUAUUAAAUUAUAUUCGCAAAGAUAUCAUGCAAUAGAUGCAAAACCGGAAGGGGAGCGAAAGUGAAAGUUAAUAGGGGACACGUUUAUAGGACACGGCUACAUCGGGUUACACUGAAACACCAGCCUUGUACGCGCAUGUACGCCCUGUGUGCCUCUCGGCGACCUCAGGGGCUGGAGUUCCCGAGCAUGUUUUUAUGUUAUUUUUUAUAUUUUAUUUAUUGUUUUCCUCAAAAACUAUUGAGAUGCUUAUUCGCUUGGUCUUUAAAA
Molecule: messenger RNA, 2262 nt
Organism: Anopheles coustani
Lineage: Eukaryota; Metazoa; Arthropoda; Insecta; Diptera; Culicidae
Product: F-box only protein 33
Exons: 8
Coding region: 648-2030 (460 amino acids)
Biological process (GO): positive regulation of protein ubiquitination; SCF-dependent proteasomal ubiquitin-dependent protein catabolic process
Cellular component (GO): SCF ubiquitin ligase complex
Molecular function (GO): protein binding
Source: RefSeq, a predicted model, not a curated record